GCGUGUCCCAGGGGCAUUUGACGCGGAAUUGUUAAAUUUGAGAUUUUAGAUUCGAAAAUAACAUGUUUGUCACAGUGAAAAUAAGACAAAGUGACAGAAGUAUUACCAUAGAACAGGCUUCUGUCAUCACAGUAGACCGUGGCAAAAUAGCUUACAACUUAGUACAAAGUUAGUUACACUAAAAUUGCCGCUAUAUAUGGAGGGUUUGGAUGCGAUAUAAUUAAUUGCCGGUGUUUAGGUGGCUAUACCAGAAUAAACAGCAGCAGAUCCAGUGAGGGAAACUGAACUGGAUCUGGCUGUUUGGAAUUUUAAAUUUAUUUCGGUCUUCUUUACAGCAAUCUAUUUAUUUUGGAUUUUCAAGUGUUUAAAUAAAAAAGACAAAUCUCUGCACAACAUUUGAGGAAGCGAAAUCAUUGAGAUGCCUGGGGCCCCUGCAACUCGUCGGAGGAGUAAUCGAUUCUGGUCGCUAGCAGGAAUGGACUUCGGUUUGUCAAAGCCAAAGACAAACACUUCGAUGAAAGUUGCUGCAGCAGUCUCUCUUACUGUGCUAUGCAUGAUCAUGCUACAACAUUCCUCCCACACUGUUUCUACCACACAUCAUGAGGUAUGCAUCAUGCUACAACAUUCCUCCCACACUGUUUCUACCACACAUCAUGAGUUACCUAAGCUUGAAGAAGGUGUUCAACACAUUUUAGUCACCGGUGGAGCAGGAUACAUUGGGUCACAUGCUUCUUUACGAUUGUUGGAAGAUGGUUACAUGGUUACAAUAGUGGACAAUUUAUCUCGGGGAAAUAUAGGAGCUAUACGUGUAUUGCAGCAAUUAUUUCCGAACUCUAACCAGUUGCGUUUCAUAUUUGCUGACUUGGGUGACAAAAGGGCUGUGGAUAAAAUAUUCAAAAACAAUGCAUUUGAUGCAGUCAUGCAUUUUGCUGCUGUUGCUUAUGUUGGAGAGAGUACUCUUGACCCAUUAAGAUACUAUCAUAAUAUUACAUCAAACACUUUGACUCUAUUAGAGGCAAUGUUUGUCAAUAAUGUAAAUAAGCUUAUUUAUUCCAGCACCUGUGCAACAUAUGGAGAGCCUAAGAUGAUGCCAAUAACUGAGGAUACCCCUCAAGUACCCAUUAAUCCCUAUGGAAAGGCAAAGAAAAUGGCAGAGGAGAUGAUAAGAGACUAUGCUAGAAGCUCAGAUCUGGGAGUAACAAUCUUGAGGUAUUUCAAUGUUAUUGGCUCCGAUCCUGAAGGAAGGCUUGGUGAAGCACCAAGACCUGAGUUGCGAAAUCAUGGUCGAAUAUCUGGUGCAUGCUUUGAUGCAGCUAUGGGCAUCAUCCCUGGUUUACAGAUCAAAGGUACAGAUUAUGAAACAAGAGAUGGAACAUGCAUCCGAGAUUAUAUUCAUGUAACUGACUUAGUUGAUGCCCAUGUCAAGGCACUGAACAACACUCGGUUAGGGGAAGUCAGUAUUUAUAAUGUGGGCACUGGAAAAGGUAGUUCUGUUAAGGAGUUUGUUGAAGCUUGCAAAAAAGCAACUGGUGUCAAUAUAACCGUAGUCUCUUUGGAGAGAAGACCAGGUGACUAUGCUGAAGUGUAUAGCAAUCCUUCAAAAAUACAGAGUGAACUUAAUUGGUCUGCUCAGUAUACAGAUCUUACAGAAACUUUGACUGUUGCUUGGAGGUGGCGGAAAUCCCAUCCUAAUGGCUAUGCAAACCAAUGAAAUUUUUAACGUUACUUAGCCAAAGCACAAUUCGCAACAUUUGGAAUCCAUCCAUGGCUAUCUGAAACGAUGAGCUCCUUAUGUAUGAUUUGGAUCUAGCAUGUCGAAAGACACAUUGCGGCGUAUAUGGAAUCAUAGGUAUAUUUAUUAUUGUAUUUAGCGCGCUAUGUGAUUGCAUUUAUCAAAUAUUGCCUUCCAUGUUAGAGAAUGGAAGCUCUUGGUUCUAUUUCUAUUGGAAGAGGAACAUGUAGUCCUACUUAAAAAGAUGAGAUAUUCAUUGUCCAAUCCGAGAUGCGGGUUACGAGCUUGGUUCAAACAUACACUUUAUGCAAAUGGAAAAGAUUAUUUUUUGUAA
Messenger RNA from Cryptomeria japonica (Japanese cedar), 2066 nucleotides. Its product is annotated as probable UDP-arabinose 4-epimerase 2. Gene Ontology annotation, cellular component: cytosol. The coding region runs from base 419 to 1711 and encodes 430 amino acids. The transcript is spliced from 10 exons. NCBI's taxonomy places the organism in Eukaryota, Viridiplantae, Streptophyta, Pinopsida, Cupressales, Cupressaceae. The record is from RefSeq and is a predicted model, not a curated record. Gene Ontology annotation, molecular function: UDP-glucose 4-epimerase activity. Gene Ontology annotation, biological process: beta-D-galactose catabolic process via UDP-galactose, Leloir pathway.